Molecule: messenger RNA, 1374 nt
Organism: Colletotrichum siamense
Lineage: Eukaryota; Fungi; Ascomycota; Sordariomycetes; Glomerellales; Glomerellaceae
Exons: 3
Coding region: 1-1374 (457 amino acids)
Source: RefSeq, a predicted model, not a curated record
AUGAAUGACAACCCGCCUUCUAUCCCCAGUAAGACCAACGACCUCGUCAACUGUUUCCGAGACAAUUUGAAAACCAUGGACGGGCGCAUCGAUUAUCUGUCUGACAACUGCCAAGCUACCUUGGAACAAAGACGCGAGGUGAUGAGGAGCUUUCAUCACACCAUCCGCCACGACAAGGACCUCGAAAGGAUGUUAUCCUGGGCUCAUAAUGAAAAGACGGUCACAUCUGCGAAUUGCUGGGCGGUAUUGUUGACGAUGGAUUGGGACGAACUGGUCGCUUUCCAAUGUUUUAUGCGCUCUGGGGCUGCGAAAGAGAAAGGGGACAGGCUCAGCGCUUUCCUGAUGGCUGCCCGCAACGUGGGCGGAGUAAUGUGGUGGAUGAGUCAGACGGAUAGGUCAACAAAAGAGCUAGAUUUGGUGGGCAGCAAUCCGCAGAGGGAGGCGGCCCUAAGCCGAGACCGUUUCCGAUGUGUUCUUACCCACCAGAGUAGCUACGAGGAUUGCCAUGUGUUCCCAUUCUCCUCACUUUCGCGACGCUCGGAAAUCCAGGCCAACGUCGUCGAACCUCUCGGGGCCAUUCUGGGCAUAGAUCUUAAGCACAAACUGAUGGAAAUCCUGAAUCAGAACGCUUCGGAAGGCGAAAAGACGGCACCUGGUGACUUCGAUCUACUGGACUCCCCUGCAAACAUGAUCACUCUGAGCAGCUCGCUUCGCAAGAUGUGGAACAACAGGGUAUUUGGCCUCGAGCCUGUUCGCCAACGACAUGAAUAUGUGACUAUUCAAGAGCCCGUCGCUGAGGAGAAGCCUGGGACGGGGCCAUCUGCUGUGAAGAGAGGUGCCGAGGCAGCUGAAGACGAACCGCCGCAUAAAAAGGUCACCUCCAAAGGUGACAAGAGAGGCAAGGAGACCAAGCUUACCAGCAAGAAGAAGCUCAUGCAUGGGAUCGAACUUCGUUUUCAUUGGCUUCAGAAAACCAAAAUGGGAGGGUUUGACGACAGUCCUCCCACAAUGGAUGCAGACCCACGCCAGAUGUGGAAAUAUUGGGAUCACGAGAACGAGCUCGACGUCGCAGUUCCAUUGAAGAACGGCCACACCUUCACCAUCUGGUCCGAGGAUCCUCAGAAGGUCCCCAACUGGGAGCUUAUGACUUUCCAAUGGCUCCUGUUUAGACUGCAUCGAUUGUCUGGAGCCGCCAACGUCAAUCUUUACGCCCCUCGGGAGGAGCAAGAAAAAGACAAGGCCCUAGUUGCCAAAUUCAUCCAGGCGAGGCGUGAAGCAACAGAGAUGGUCGCAAAGAGGCUGGGAGUGGAUCCUGACAAGCUUUGGUCGGAUCCACGGGGUCCUUACUACUGUAUACCAGCCGACGACAACUAG